This is a messenger RNA of Rubroshorea leprosula, 1955 nucleotides long. NCBI's taxonomy places the organism in Eukaryota, Viridiplantae, Streptophyta, Magnoliopsida, Malvales, Dipterocarpaceae. The record is from the annotation of a GenBank genome assembly.
GCCCCUCUCCCUCUCUCUCUAAUCUCUCUUCCUCCUUCAGCCGUCGACGACCAUGGCCUUGGGUUUCCGACCUUCUCAGAUCGCAUUCAAGACCAAGAUGGCUAAUUUUUGCUACAUGGCAUUGGUUAUCACUCUAUGUACAUCCUUUUAUUUCCUUGGAAUAUGGCAAAACUCUCCCGGUCCACUUCCCAUCUCCACCGCCUCCUCCUCCGCUAACUCUGUCCUCUGCGCCUUCUCUAAACCGAUCACCCCCAUCCCUGACAACAAGCAAUUAGAUUUCUCUGCCCACCAUUUUCCUAUAGACCCAACGCUGGUUUCCGCGGCCGAAACCCACCUACCUCCCUGCAACGUUUCGUUCUCCGAGUAUACCCCAUGUGAGGACGUCCAGCGAUCACUGAGAUUCGACAGGGACAUGCUUAUAUACAGAGAGAGGCACUGUCCAGAGAAGAAUGAGAUUUUGAAGUGUCGCGUGCCAGCGCCGUUUGGAUACAAGAUUCCAUUCCGGUGGCCUAAGAGUCGGGAAUUUGCAUGGUUUGCUAACGUGCCGCACGAACACUUAACCGUGGAGAAGAAGAAUCAGAAUUGGGUGAAGGUGGUGGGCCAACAGCUUCAGUUCCCUGGCGGCGGCACCAUGUUUCCACGGGGCGCCGACGCAUAUAUCGAUGAUAUCGGAAAACUAAUCAAUCUCAAAGACGGAUCCAUACGCACCGCCAUCGACACCGGCUGCGGGGUUGCAAGUUGGGGAGCUUAUCUUCUGCCCAGGAACAUCCUAACGGUGUCAUUUGCUCCUAGAGAUACUCAUGAAGCUCAGGUGCAAUUUGCCCUGGAACGAGGAGUGCCUGCAUUGAUUGGUGUUCUUGCUUCAAUCAGGCUUCCAUACCCUUCCAGGGCCUUUGACAUGGCUCAUUGUUCCCGGUGCCUCAUUCCAUGGGGCCAAUAUGAUGGACUGUACUUAAUUGAAAUCGAUAGGAUUCUUCGUCCUGGAGGUUACUGGAUUCUGUCAGGGCCACCAAUAAACUGGGAGAGCCACUGGAAAGGUUGGGAAAGGACAAAAGAUGACCUGAAAGCAGAACAGACUAAGAUUGAGGAUGUAGCUAGGAGCUUAUGUUGGGAAAAAAUUAAGCAGAAAGGUGACCUUGCUAUCUGGAGAAAACCAACCAAUCAUGUCCAUUGUAAAGCCUCCAAAAAUGAGUUGAAUAAGCCAAGGUUUUGCCCCACUCAGGAUCCGGACAUGGCAUGGUACACAAAAUUGGAGACUUGUUUAACCCCACUACCUGAAGUAUCUGAUACAAAUCAAGUUGCAGGUGGGGAACUAGCAAGAUGGCCAGAGAGAUUGAACACGAUCCCUCCAAGGAUCAGCAGUGGAAAUCUGGCAGGAAUAACAGCAGACAAGUUUAUAGAGAACACAAAGAUGUGGAUGAAGAGAGUAGCAUAUUACAAGAAAGUGGAUUAUCAGCUAGCAGAGACCGGAGGGUACCGGAACUUGCUGGAUAUGAACUCUUAUUUGGGAGGCUUUGCAGCUGCUCUUGUUGGUGAUCCAGUGUGGGUCAUGAAUGUUGUCCCUGUUACUGAGGCUGGGAUCAACACCCUUGGUGUCAUCUAUGAACGCGGAUUGAUUGGAACUUAUCAGAAUUGGUGCGAGGCAAUGUCAACUUAUCCAAGGACUUAUGAUUUCAUUCAUGCUGAUUCGGUUUUCAGCCUCUACAAGGACAGAUGUGAGAUGGAAGAUAUUCUUCUGGAAAUGGAUAGGAUUCUACGGCCGGAAGGUAGUGUUAUUAUCAGAGACGACGUGGAUGUAUUGGUGAAGAUCAAGAGCAUAAUAGAUGUAAUGCAAUGGGAUGCAAGAAUUGCAGAUCAUGAAAAUGGACCACACGAGAGGGAAAAGGUUCUUUUUGCUUCUAAACAAUAUUGGACAGCACCAGAACCAAACCAAGGUCAAUAAGGAAUCAAUCAAA